CGGCGAAGUCGAUGCCCUUGAGCGCGGCUGCGCGCGGUCCGGCUGUGCGGCCCCGCGGUGCGCGCUGAGCCUCUCGGCGGCCCGGGCCGCCCUCAGCCCCGCGCUCGAUGUGUAGCCACAUAGUUAUCUGUACACUUCGUCGCCGGGGUUUUAAUGAGGACUUGAGUCGCGAGCGCGUGUGAAUCACCGCCUGGGCCCGGGAAGGAGGACAGCGCAUUUAACCCCCUCCCACCCCGCUCCAUGUCCGUGUGUCACUCGGCUCCGUCCACCUGGCGCGGCGGGUCCUGGCGCUGCCACUGCUGCUGACGAUCGGCUCCCCUCGCGCCUCUCGCCCCAGAACCUCCUGGGCUCCCACGGAACUUCUACUUUUUUUUUUUUUUUUCGUUUUGGGAAAAGCUCAUCCACGAACCGAUCAGAACUGUGAAGGUGUUUGAUUCCCCGUAACUCCAGCACUUCUGCUCUUGGUUUUUGUUUUGUUUUCUGCGUAAAUCUCUGGCCCACUCUCAAAAGGCAAGAUGUCCAGUCAUGUCCCGGCGGAUAUGAUUAAUCUGCGCCUCAUCUUGGUGAGUGGAAAGACGAAGGAGUUCCUCUUCUCUCCCAACGACUCUGCCUCUGACAUUGCGAAGCAUGUGUAUGACAACUGGCCCAUGGACUGGGAAGAAGAACAGGUGAGCAGCCCAAACAUCCUGCGACUCAUUUAUCAAGGCAGAUUUCUACACGGAAAUGUCACGUUAGGAGCAUUAAAACUUCCUUUUGGCAAAACAACAGUGAUGCAUUUGGUGGCCAGAGAGACCCUGCCAGAGCCCAACUCACAAGGUCAGAGGAAUCGGGAGAAGACUGGGGAGAGCAACUGCUGCGUGAUCCUGUGACGUGUGGCCAGCAUGUACUGCAGUCUGUUGAUGCUGCUGGAACAGAGGAGGUUCAACAGUGUCCCACACCUGUCGGACAGUCACCUGCACAUCAUGGGGCUGAAUUACUCGGGAACUCUGUCAUCUCUUCUUAUAAAGUAAAAAGAACCAAGAACACUCUUCAUCUGGUCCUUUAUUCCUGUCUCUUGUCUGUGUUGAACAGUCUGAAAUGCACAGUGGUCUCCAGGGGAAGUCGCCUUGCUGCCACAAAGACUCAUCCACAGAAGUCAGAAAUCAAGUAUUGCAAGUACAGUUUGCACUAAAAAAAAGAUUAUCAUUUUUUCCUCAUCAGCAGAAUCUGCCAGCGCCUGUGGUGCCCAGAAGUACUCUUGGGACAGUCCACACUGGAGGACUCUCGGCAUCACUGAACUUAAUCACCAGGCCAGUCUCACAGGGAAAAUGGGAAGGGAUCUAAGAUGCUGGGUGAAUUCUACCAAAGUCAGCCAUGGUGGCUGUCCUCACAGGAUAUCAGAAUGGGUGUGACUGUCCCCAGGGCAGCAAAGGAAAAGCCAUGCCUGCUGCAUAUAGCGCUCUGCACAGGGGGUCUUUGCUGCCUGCACCCUGAGUCCUCUUAGAGCCAGGGGGCUCGUCCAGACAGCACAGAGGGUGGGUGGGCAGCAGUGUGUCCCUAGCCUUAAUAUGAAGGGCCUGUUGCUUGGGGCUGUCACUGUGCAGAAACGGUAGGAAACCUCGGCAGCAGAUCCAGUCGUGUAUUUGAAUAUCAGAAAAUUGGAAACUCAUCUGUAACCACGUCCUGCAUUAUGCUUACUCACUAGGACAGAGGAACCCUUUUAAAAAGUCUCCAGAUACUAAUUUUGUUACUUUAUGUAGUUUGCAUUUGGAAUCAGUGCUUGCAAUUGUAUUAAAAAUCACAAGCUGAUUUUUAAGGCAUACCUGAUUAGUAGCACCAUUCUUAUUUUUACCAAUAAUUUAAAGAUUGAUAUGCUAUAAAUAAACAAUUUGCACAGCACUAAAGCAUGAGCUAAUUUCAUCUAAACCUGUAAAAAAAAGAUUUUAUAUUUUUUUCACUGGGAAGAAAUCUUCCUGGAUGAAAUUACAAAUAUGUGUAGAUUAUAUUUAAUAAAAAGACAUAAAAUAUCUAACUGUAGAACGCAAAUAUAGAUUGGCGUGUAGCAUAUAGACCAGUAUUCCAUAUCAAUACCUUUAUCCAGCCUUUCUAAAGAUGAAGUUGCAGACUGCGUUGUGUUCCGUAUUUAAUGAGGGGUCUUGGCUCUCAGCAACAUUAUAUGUCAAUGGUCUCGAUGGUCAUCUUUGUUUAAAUGCAAUCAGGUUACUUUAUUCAUUGUUAAUGGGUUGAUAAAAAGGCUUUAUAUGCAGUAGAUCUACGAAAAUAUUGUUCAUACUGAUCAGAAUUAAAUUUGUAUAGAGCAGAGUUUUAAAAUGAAUGUAAAUAGCACUAAACCUUUUCUUUCUGCAACCUGUACUUAAUAGAUUCCUUCUGUAAACUAAAUAAAAAAAUUGUAGUGCA
Molecule: messenger RNA, 2397 nt
Organism: Mesocricetus auratus (golden hamster)
Lineage: Eukaryota; Metazoa; Chordata; Mammalia; Rodentia; Cricetidae
Gene: Ubl3
Product: ubiquitin like 3
Exons: 5
Coding region: 516-869 (117 amino acids)
Molecular function (GO): protein binding
Source: RefSeq, a predicted model, not a curated record